Cryptotermes secundus is the source of this 1818-nucleotide messenger RNA. Its product is annotated as protein mono-ADP-ribosyltransferase PARP12. The coding region runs from base 346 to 1311 and encodes 321 amino acids. The record is from RefSeq and is a predicted model, not a curated record. Lineage: Eukaryota; Metazoa; Arthropoda; Insecta; Blattodea; Kalotermitidae. Gene Ontology annotation, molecular function: NAD+ poly-ADP-ribosyltransferase activity. The transcript is spliced from 3 exons.
AUUUUGAUUAUAUACAUGUUUUAUCAAGGACUACAAAUUGUAUGUAUACGUAGACUCUGGCGCCAAUUGUUACGUAGUGUUGAGAAGGCUCCGAAAUGGCGGAGUGUGAGUAACUAAGAAAGCUGGUAGAUGGCAGUGACUGUUUUGCAGGUGACCCACGUGAAAGUGGGACGCGAAACUUCUAAGACAGCUGUUAGGUGGGAGUAACAUUUUACUCGCAGAGUACUAUAAAAAAGAAAGUCCGUGCACACAACGAUAGCGAUAAAGGUGUAUGGGGACUGGAGGUGUAGCACCACUAUUUUUGACUUCGUCAGUAGAUUGAAGAGUUGCCCCCGUCUAUUCAAAAUGGAUGCUUACAAGCCAAGUUGCUCGAACUGGCGUUCACCUUCCUCGCAGCAGUAUUUGUCGUCGAGCAGUGAAGACGAUGACGGCUAUGAUGCACAUGAUUACGAUGAAGAAGAAGAAGAAGAGGAAUAUGACGAAGAGACGGGGUGGGAAGGAGAGGAAUACGACGAGGAAGAGGGGUGUGAAGAAUGGGAGGACUACGACGAGGAAGAGGGGUGUGAAGAAGAAGAGGAAUAUGACGAAGAGGAGGGGUGCGAAGGAGAGGACUACGACGAGGAAGAAGGGUGUGAAGAAGAAGAGGAAUACGACGGAGAAGAUGAGUACUGGGAUGAUGAUGAUGAAUACGACGAGGAAGAAGAAUUGUGUUAUGAAGAGGAGGAAGAACCUUAUCAAGUUUCUGUUGCACACAGCCACAAGCCUUCAACUUGGAUGGACAUGCCCUUAGAUAAGGAAGUGGAGCUUGUUCAGCUACCCACAAACAGCCCGGAAUAUUUGAAAGUAAAAAGUAAAGUUCAUUCGACUCUACCAGUGCAUAUAGACAGAAUUGUGAGGAUACAGAACCCCUAUAUCUGGGGUUGCUACACGUUAAAGAAAAAUGAAUAUGAACAUCGUCUUGGGUCCGCAGUUAAGGAGCUGGAAUUAUUCCACGCAACGGCACAAAGCAAUGUCGACUCCAUCGCUGCUAAUAAUCUAGAUUGGAGACGUACGAAGCGUGCAAAAUUUGGAAAGGGGGUGAGCUUCUCACCUCGAGCGCAUUAUGCCAACAAAUAUUGCAAUUAUAAUGCUGGAACCGAACGAGCCCUCAUACUUACCAGGGUUCUCGUAGGAAAGUGCCAUAAGGGGAAGUACUGGAUGAAAUCCCCGAAAGAAGGGUAUGACACGACAAUAGGGAAUUCAAAGUCUGUGUAUGUGAAAUAUGAAGACAACGAAUUCUAUCCCGAGUACGUGGCAUAUUACAGACAGUAGGACACAGGAGUUCGUAUCUCAAGAUAACGUGUGCCCGGCACGUGACUUUCACGUGAGCGAGCCUCUUACGCAGGAGCGUAUAUACACUAUUAGUACAGGCCCGGAUCAAGACAGGAAUGCCGAACAGGUCUGCGGGAAAUUGAUAUUAAGUGUUUUAAACAGAAUUCAGGGAUACCAGUUAAUUGCGUAGGAUAAAAUAUAUUAUUUGUUGAUUAUGAAGUUUUUUCCCAGAUUCAAAGGGUUCAAUUAUAUUUUUUUAAACGGAAAUAAUUAAUCAUAUAGUAUGCACUAUAUAUUUGUUUUUAUAUGCCUGUCAAAUACAAUAAUCAAAAUAACUCCCACUCUGUCGUGUCAACUGAGUUUGUAUUGGAUUAAAUAAUAAAAACUCAGUUGACAAGACAGAGUGGAAGUGAGUUAUGUUGAUUGUUGUGUUUGCUGAGCUCUUCUUGAGGAGCCGCCAGUUGUGCAGCUACUCUUCCCAGCAUUUUAUGGAACCCGAAGGUUCAU